ACAAGAUACAAUAUGUAUGUAUUUUAAAGCCCUCCAGCUGUUGUUACGUCAGUAGCCUUGGAGUUGAAGAAAUCACUUGUAUUGUGUAUAUAUAUAUAUAUAUAUAGAUAGAAGAGAAAACAUUGAAGGAGGGAGGCGUAUAUAUGUAACUUGCUACUACUCCACAUUAUCAGAUCAAUUAGUUAUAUUCGCGUGCUGUUGCCUCUGCAUCCUCUGCAUACAUACAUUUACACACAGUAGAUCAAUUCGAAGAUUGGAGUAGUGGCAGAUAGAGUUAAGCGCAUAUAUAUAUAUAUAUACAUAUUACUUAUUGUUAGAAAUGGGCGGGGGGUAUUAUAGUAAACGUAAAAUUGGUGGCAUCAUAGUUGCAGCAGUACUACUUCUGUUCGGAUCAGAGACGGCUGUAAUGGCAGCAAAGCAUGUUGUGGGGGGAAGCUCAGGUUGGGAUGAAUCCACGGAUUUCAACUCCUGGGCAUCUGCUCAGACCUUCAGAGUUGGGGACGAACUAGAAUUCAAGUACAGUGCGGGAUUGCACAGCGUGGUGGAGCUGGGCGGCGAAAGCGCAUUCAAGAGUUGCGACGUUGGCGGUAGCGGCCUCAAGUCGUACACCGGGGGGAGCGACACCAUUAAGCUGACCAAGACGGGCACCCGCUACUUUGCGUGCGGGACGUCCGGCCACUGCGAUCAGGGGAUGAAGGUCAAGAUCACCACGGUGGCCGCGGAUGCACCGCCCACCUCAUCCACCACUCCUACUACGAGUACUAGUUCUAGUACCACCCCACCGGCUGCAUCUUCAUCUUCAUCUUCAUCGGCUUCUUCUCAUCACUUAAUUCAGUUUAAUAUGGGUUCUUUGGUCUUAAUUGCCAGCAGCCUGAUUGCCACCUCUUUGCUGCUGCCCUGAGUUUAUAUACGUUUUAUUCCUUCCUUGAUUAAUUGCGCUUCCGAUCUAGAUAAUAUCUACUCGUACAUGAUAUAUAUGCAUGCAUUUAUCAGAGUACGCGUGUGUGUGGGGUUCCAAUAUUAGCUGGCCUUAUUUCAUUUGUUAAAUGCGACAUUUUGUGCCUACCUGCAUGUCUGUCUGAGUUGGGGGAUGAAUAUAUAUAAUUCAAAGUUUUGUUU
This is a messenger RNA of Andrographis paniculata, 1119 nucleotides long. Its product is annotated as mavicyanin. The transcript has 2 exons. Lineage: Eukaryota; Viridiplantae; Streptophyta; Magnoliopsida; Lamiales; Acanthaceae. The record is from RefSeq and is a predicted model, not a curated record. Gene Ontology annotation, molecular function: electron transfer activity. The coding region runs from base 320 to 901 and encodes 193 amino acids. Gene Ontology annotation, cellular component: plasma membrane.